AUGCCUGAUAAAAUAUCUCCUUGCUUGCUCUACAAGCUCAUGCUCUCAAUGCUAGUCUUUGGCUCUGCCAACACUGUGUUUCUGAAGAUGAUGAACCUUUCUUACUUCACAGACAAAGAUGGAGUCAGGAAGCAGUUUUACCAUGCUUUCUUCCAGACAUUCAUCAUGUUCAUUGGAGCCUUCCUUUGUAUAGGAGUGUAUGAGAUUAUAUAUUUCAGGGAUAUCAGGAAAUAUGAAGAUUAUGAGAAUUUACCUCAGGUUGAUGAAGCUAAGAGGAAGGGCAAAAAGACCAGAAUUAAUAUUUUAAUCCUAUUCAUUCCCCCCCCUGCUUUGAUAUCAUUUCAUCAACUUUUUGGAGGAGUAGCCAUUGCCGGCGCAAGUCCUCUUAUAUUCAAAGAUGAUGAAAAGAAGCAGGAAAAUACAAAUACUGUUCUUGAAAUUGCAUUGAUAAUUAUAGCACAAUUUUUCACACCAGCUUUUAUGGUUGUUGAAGAAAAGCUUCCUGCAGACUACAUGCUACAUCCUCUUAAAAUCGUAGGUCUCGAAGGGCUUUGGGGACUGGCCAUUUACAUCAUGUUGCUCAUAAUCUUUCAGUUUAUUGAAUGUGGGAAUAAAGAUAUAUGACCAAAUGGUAGACUCUAAGAUACUCCUCUGGCUUUCCAUGCAAUGGGAAAUAAUCCAAUGAUUAUCUGAUAUGCAGUAGGUUCUAUUCUAUCAGUAGCAUUCUAUAUGAGUCUUGGAGUUACUGUCACUAAAUAUGCAAGCGCAACUCAGAGAGUAACUAUAGAUAUAAGUAGAACUCUUGUCAUAUGGGGAGUGUUCUUAGCCAAGCCAGGAGAUGGUCACGAAAGAUUCAUCUAG
This is a messenger RNA of Moneuplotes crassus, 861 nucleotides long. NCBI's taxonomy places the organism in Eukaryota, Ciliophora, Spirotrichea, Euplotida, Euplotidae. The record is from the annotation of a GenBank genome assembly.